Messenger RNA from Syzygium oleosum, 1899 nucleotides. RefSeq lists its product as uncharacterized. Lineage: Eukaryota; Viridiplantae; Streptophyta; Magnoliopsida; Myrtales; Myrtaceae. Gene Ontology annotation, molecular function: nucleic acid binding; RNA-DNA hybrid ribonuclease activity. Gene Ontology annotation, biological process: DNA integration. The transcript has 3 exons. The record is from RefSeq and is a predicted model, not a curated record. The coding region runs from base 1 to 1899 and encodes 632 amino acids.
AUGGUCAGUAGUCGAGGCAUUGAAAUUAACCCGUCGAAGGUUAAGGCCAUUUGUGAUUUGAAGCCUCCUUCAACUGUCAAAGAGGUUCAAAGUUUGCUAGGAAGACUGAACUAUGUGGUGAGAUUUAUUUCUCAAUUGUCUGAGACGGCUAAACCUUUCUUCAAGCUCCUGAAAAAGAAUGCCAAAGUCGAGUGGGAUACCGACUGUCAAAGGGCCUUUGAGGAAAUAAAACAAUACCUCUCUCAUCCGCCGGUUCUAGUGCCAGUUGUCCCUAGAGUGCCAUUGAUACUCUAUUUGACUAUUCAUGAUGAAUCUUUGGGAGCCUUGCUAGCUCAAAAGAGACCAAGUGAUGACAAAGAAUGUGUGAUAUACUAUCUCAGUAAGAAGUUUACUUCAUCCAAAAUAAAUUACCCCGAAGUUGAAAAAACGUGUGUGGCUUUCGUGUGGGUAUUACACCACUUACGCCAAUACACACUCCAUCAUCGGAUUCUGCUUGUAACUGAGAAUGAUCCCAUCAAAUAUUUGCUGGAAAAACCUGCGUUGGUCGGAAAGUUAGCAAAGUGGCAAGUUCUGGUAUCCGAAUUCGACGUCCACAGCAUGGCGCAGAAAUCCGUCAAGGGAAGAGCUAUAGCUGACAUGUUGGCAAAAAACUUUGAAAGGUCGGAAGAUCAUGAUCAGUCAGAUCCUAUAGAAGAGCGCAUUUCGGAAAUAGUGAGCGAUAAGUGGACUAUGUACUUCGAUGGUGUCGUUAACCUGGCUGGUUCCGGGACUGGGGCAGUCCUUAUCUCCCCGACAGGUCAGCACCACCUUGUGGCCGCCAAGUUGGUAUUCCCUUGUACCAACAAUAUCUCAGAAUACGAGGCUUGCAUACUGGGAUUGCAAUUGGCCGUCAACAUGAAAGUUAGGAAGCUACAGGUUUACGGCGAUUCCGCCCUCAUCAUUCUUCAGACAGAGAAUCAGUUCGCCGACGCCCUGGCCACAUUGUCAUCAAUGCUACAAGUCAUGGAAGGGUUAGACAUCGAGCCACUGAAGAUCGAAAUACUGACAUGUCUGGCUUACUGUUCGGCAAUCGCGGAUGAACCUAAUGAGAAGCCGUGGUAUCACGACAUCAUGAACUAUCUUCAAAAGGGUGAAUACCCUCAUGGGAGUGAGCUAGCGGAUCAUAAGCACAUAAGGAAGUUAGCGUCGAAAUUCUUCAUCAGUGGCAAUGCUCUUUACAAGAGGUCCUUUGACUCAAUUUUGUUGAAAUGCGUUGAUGCCAAAGAAGCUAAUCGGUUGAUGAGAGAAAUACAUGAGGGCGAAUACGGUUCGCACAUGAACGGUCAUCUUUUGGCCAGAAAAAUCAUGAGACUGGGUUACUUCUGGAUGGCUAUGGAAGCUGACUAUAUUCGGCAUUGGAUCGAGGCGAACUCAUAUGCCAAUGUUACCGCCAAGAAUGUGGCCAAGUUUAUUCGCCGUGACAUCAUCGCUCGCUAUGGAGUCCCGGAGGUGAUCAUUACUGAUAACGGCUCAAAUCUGAACAACAAGGUUGUAGAUGGCUUACUUGACGAGUUUCAUAUCCGUCACUUGAACUCCUCACCUUAUCGUCCACAAAUGAAUGGAGCUGUGGAGGCAGCCAAUAAGAACAUAAAGAAGAUCUUGUCAAAAACUGCCGACAACUAUCGAGACUGGCAUGAACGGCUGCCUUAUGCGUUGAUGGCAUACCGAACUUCGAUCCGCACUUCGACAGGGGCGACUCCUUUCUCGCUCGUUUAUAGUAUGGAAGCAGUCUUACCCGUGGAAGUCGAAAUCCCUUCAUUAAAGAUUCUCUCACAAGCUGAGCUCUAUGAGGAAGAGUGGACUCAACAGAGAUGGGAUCAGUUGAACAUGAUCGAUGAGAAGAGACUAAAGGCUUUAUGA